UUUUAGCUUCGAACGUCUGGAACCAAAAUACUUAUCAGAGUCAUACUCAGACUUCAGAGUUCAAAGGCAAAUGAAGCAAUGGUCCCCCAAGCCAAAAGCAAAACAAGCAUUGAACUAAUAAAAAAGUCUUUGAAGCAAGCGGACUGCAGUACUGGUACAUGGUAGGUAGGUGACAACAAGCUUUCUAUAAUUAUGGAAAAUUAAUUGUCACUCGUUGAAGCACAUCGAUGCUGGUGGGAAGGAAGCCUGCAUGCAGCUAACAUCAACAGCUCUUGGCGAGGAGCUUCCUUCAAACGGGACAUGGGUGUUGCUUACUAAGAUUUCACCAUGAUCCACGACGCGGAGUAAACACCAUGUUUGAAUUUUCACCGAUUUUCAGUCUAGGUGAGAGCCUCCUGCCAUUUGUUGCUCAUUUGAUCACCGAAACGAAAGAAGAUGGAUCGUUUGCGUCCAUGGAUGAGCGUGGUCAGGCGGCGGUGAAGCUGCUGAAAGCGAAGGUGAUAGGAAGAGAGCGCGAUGGCAGUGUGCUCGUGUCGUGGGUGGGUGUAACGAACAAGGAUGGGUCUGAUGGCAAAGCGGUGACGCUGAUAGGGCUGCUGGAGGGCCGUAAUCCCCUGACAUUGCUAUACGCUCAUGAUGAGCUGACACACGUCGUGUCAGCCAGUAUUGACCAGGGUAGAUCUCUAUUGUCGUUCACUGAAGUCACGCGUCAAACAACGGACAAUGAAGGUGAGCACGGCAAUGAAGCAGGCGAUGAGGCCUCGCGAUCCAUUGCGGGUGCGUCGCCGAUUAGAACGUAUCGUUCUUAUGUGGUGGAACUCAAGCCUGCUGGCCGACUGCUGGCUCUGAACGUGGAGCGCUCUCUGUACCAGCGGACACAGUUCAUUUACGCCAACACCGGCCGAUCGGCAGCGCCGAGCAAGGACGUGUACAUGCUGUAUAUCCUGCACCGCGAAUCUGUCGGCAUCUAUCAUUUCAAACUACAACAGCUUGACAAUGUGUUGGUGAUCUGCGGUCAGCCAGUUACAUGCGAGCUGUGGUCUCGCCCGGUCUGGUUCCAGUGGUCACACGCUAAUCAAAGAUUGUACUUUGUAUACAACAAGCCACAGGUGGAUGCAGGUAAUUCCGAUCUAGAGUAUUCGGACCUGGACAGUUUGAACGGGAGUGGGUGCAGCUUGGACGAUGACGCUUCUUUCUAUCCGGUGUUGCGAGUUGCCGAGUUCUUUGAUGGUGGUGCCCACGAAGUUGUAAUGGAAGUACGUCUGCAGUUCUCGAUGGUGAUCAGCGAUGCACCGGUGUACGAUCUGGACGCAACGUGGUGCGAGUGCGUUCCCGACAUCAACUGUAACAUGGCCGUGUUGCAGCUGGGUGGCGAGCAGCGUGUUGGAUCGCUGUGCGUCGCUUACCAGCACGCCGGCGGCAGGAGCCAGGACUCGCAGUUCCCGGCGUCGCUGAAGUACUCGGUGUGCAUACUGCACCACGCGUACCACAUGGAGCUGUCCAUGCCCCUCAUGCCGGCACUGCAGGAGAACCAGCGGCCGCAGCAGCUGCUCUUCGCCGCUCUGGGCGACUACGUCAUGGUCUACAUGCCCGGCAGGAUGCUGCAUCUGCUGGACUGCUCCACGGAGCACGGGGCAUUCCAUCACUUGCUGUUACAGGAGGAUGUGCCUGUGUUGCCAUUCAAUGGAACAAGAGUAUCGCCGUGGCCCGUGUUGGCGCUGCAGCCGUCCACUGGUGGCAUUUUCAACGUGCAGCGGCAGGAAGCGUACACAGUCAGUAUUCAUCGCCAGGAGCUGGCCAUUCUGUUUGCGGAGACGCAGCAGGAAUCACUGCGAGCCGCCGUGCUUCACUUGGCUCUGAUUCACCAGCGUGACAGUGGCCUGGCGAGAAAGAUGAUUGAGCACCUGUGCCGCGACCCGGCUGCGCCGGACUGCACCACGCUACUCGCCGAGUAUCUCCUGGCUGCUUCUUACACUCACAUGCGCCGUGAGCAACUCGACCAAACUGUCAUGCAGCUGCUGCCCAUAUCCCUGGCCGAUCCCUUUCGCAAUCAUGUCGAAGAAGGCCGCGAUGGCUGCCAGCAUGUUCGCAUUUCCUACAGCCGCAUGCAUGGACUGAAGGAGCAGAUUAUUGGUUGGCAGCCGGACCCGACGCAGGAACCGCUAGCUCAAGUGGUUGUGCCGUCUCAGAACAAGCUACUGCUUGGCCUGCAGCGCAAUCUCCGUCUUCGUGACGGUCCAGCUCGCUUCAACCUGCGGGCAAUCCAGCACAAGUUGGAAAGUGCUCCGUCACCGUCACCAACGUCGGACUCGCCGUCAACAUCUAUCUCCGGCACACAGCCAACCGAGUCGCUCGGCUUCUUCCGUCGUCUUUCCUCCUCACUCAAUGCCCGGCGCAGUGCCUCGGCUCAACGUCCCACCACGCUGGCACCAGCGUCCUCACUACCUUUCCUGGAAACGCAACCCGAAGAAGAGAUCCUCGCCGAUCAUCGGCGAACUCUUGUUGUCGAUCACUUUCGUUUCCACCUGAAACGCCACUCGCACGAGUCAGCGGAGAAGUGCCAGCAGAUCGCACAUGAGUAUGCCAGCACGCAGAUGCACCACAGCAAAUACCUGCUGAAUGCCAUCUGGACAUCACUGCGUCACCCGACACUCGGUCAGCCAUCGCAGGUGCUUCUUAGUGACCGAGGUGGGCCACGCGACAAGGCACUGUUCACCAUGGCCGAACACUUCUCAGCCGCGGUACGUAGCUGUGGUUUCCCGACGCCAAGCGGAUUCAACCAGUUCUUUGCUGCGCUGGGUCUGCGUUGCCUGGAACACCUGACAUUCCUGCAGUAUGCACAGCAGAAUGUCUUCAGUCUACCGCUGGAGUUUGUUCGCCGUGUCGUCCGGGAACUGAACAACACACCAGAGAAUGCAGAGCUAAAGUUCCAGAUCCUGAAUCGGUUGAAGUACGAAGACGUGGUUACUCUGCUGGUGGAGUGGGGUCACCCAGCCGCGUCACGCUACAUGUCACAGAAGUACGUCACUGCAGCCAUGCAAACUGAUGCCAAGGAAAGCUGGGAACUCUCCUCUUUCAGUCAGAAAGGCCAUGCGAAAUCGAUACCAAACAGCAGCAGCAAAGCCAGUUUCACUGAUGACGGAACCAACGAAGUGGACGGCAGUGAAUCGCUUUCCUCGACGGAAGAUGGCAUUGGUAUCAAUUUCCCGCCAGUUGCUAACCUGAUGCAAGUCCUGCGCACCAUGGAGCUGGAUUUGAAGCGUUCCCAGCUGCCUCAGCACCUGCAGCAGUGGAGCAUGAACCGCGUUGAAGAUGCUUGCCUACAAGAAUCGCAGACUGCCUCAUCGUCCAGCCGGCCUGGAUGUGUUUUUCCAUUGUAAGAAAUAAGAUUUGAGGGAGCGUAGUGCACGUACUCUGAAACGCUGCCGCUGAUUUGUAGCUAUGCGUGGCCAGUGGCCGCUAUCUACAGGAUUUGUCUGCUCAGACUCCAUCUAUUUAAUUUCUGCAUUCCUCCCACCAGGCUCUGAUGUGCUUCCAUGCUAUUACUUUUGCAUUAUUCAUGCCCCUGGUUAGUAGCGCAUUCCAUAGGUAGCAGCGACACGAACACACUUGAUGAAGAGUUAGAAGCGAAUAACUGACUACAUUGUAAUGAAUUUGUUUUCACAUUCAACGCGUAAACUGAAAACGCUAGCCUUUGAUUUGAAAUUUCAAAACAGCUGGCCUGCUUUUUAUUAUUACCAAUUCACCACUAACUAAUGCGCUAUUAUAAUUCAAUUUUAUUACAUUAUUCCGGGAAUGAUGAGAUGUCGAGUACAUGUAUAUAAUUUGAACAACCGCGCACCCGAGCAUUUCUGAAGCUGGCCUGCUGCUCGUUUCGAUUGACUUUAUUUUGGAGUACACUCGGACGUCUCUUAUCCGGGCAACUUGGGACCGGGCACUGCCCGUAUCUCAGGAUAACUCAUCUACCAUGUAUCAUAUCAUUUUUGAAGGAGUUUAUUUGGAAUGUAUUGCACAUGUUCAGGA
This is a messenger RNA of Sycon ciliatum, 4023 nucleotides long. RefSeq names its product protein pigeon-like. The transcript is spliced from 2 exons. Lineage: Eukaryota; Metazoa; Porifera; Calcarea; Leucosolenida; Sycettidae. Gene Ontology annotation, cellular component: trans-Golgi network. The record is from RefSeq and is a predicted model, not a curated record. The coding region runs from base 354 to 3380 and encodes 1008 amino acids. Gene Ontology annotation, biological process: positive regulation of amyloid-beta formation.